Molecule: messenger RNA, 2110 nt
Organism: Cuscuta europaea
Lineage: Eukaryota; Viridiplantae; Streptophyta; Magnoliopsida; Solanales; Convolvulaceae
Source: the annotation of a GenBank genome assembly
CAAAUUCAAACCCUUUAAUAUACCCUUGCGGCAGUCCUGUAAUCCCGUCUACUAUCUUUGGAAAUCCAUCUCCCACAGCGUGGCCCAACAUCCAAAAUUCGUACACUCCACAGUCACUCAAGGGCGUAGAACCGCAGAGGGCCAGAGGAACUAAUCGGAAAUAACUCAAAUCCCAACUCUUCGUCCGUCCGCCGCAGAGAAGAACUGAAGAAUCGCUAUUGCUGCAAACUCACGGUCGGCGCACGGACUCUAGCUGAGUAGGCGGAGUAGCAGCUAAUUUUCGUCUCUCAUCUUUCGACUGCCAUAGCGUGUAGUGCUCUGCGCGCUAUUGUCCCUCUUCGUCGCCUCACCGGAUUCUUGGGUGACCGUUGUCAAGGCUACUCAGCAAAGAAAAAUCUGUUUUGGAUUCGUGGUACAGCUCAGUUUGUGGAUUACACUUCAGAAAUCACCACUUAGGAGAUCAGCGAGAAGAUGGCUGUUGUUGCUUCUGCGCCGGGAAAGGUUUUGAUGACCGGAGGUUAUCUAAUCCUUGAGAGGCCCAAUCCAGGGAUUGUCUUGAGUACAAAUGCUCGCUUUUAUGCCAUUGUGAAGCCACUUUAUGAGGAGGUCAAACCCAAUAGUUGGGCAUGGGCAUGGACAGAUGUGAAAUUAACUUCUCCUCAGAUGUCAAGAGAAACUCUCUACAAACUGUCACUUAAACAAUUCAAACUUCAGCCUUCAUCUACACGCGAUUCAAGAAAUCCCUUUGUGGAAAAUGCAGUGGAGUAUGCCAUUGCAGCAGCUCAUGCAACCUUUGAUAAAUAUAAAAAGGAUGUUUUACAUAAACUACUUUUGCAAGCCAUGCAGGUCUUGACAUUACAAUCUUGGGUUGCAAUGAAUUUUAUUCAUACCGGAACCAGAUUGAAGCACAUGGACUUCCUCUAACACCAGAAUCUCUGGCUUCUCUUCCUCCUUUCACUUCAAUAACCUUUAAUGCAGAAGAAGCUGGCGGUGAAAGUAAAAAACCUGAAGUUGCUAAGACUGGAUUGGGAUCAUCAGCAGCCAUGACAACUGCAGUUGCUGCUGCUUUGCUUCAUUACCUUGGUGUUGUUAAUCUUUCCUCCUUGACCGAUGAUCAAUUUCAAGGAAAGAGAGAUGCUGAUGUUCUUGACAUUGUUCAUGUGAUUGCUCAAGCCGCACACUGCAUUGCACAGGGUAAAGUUGGUAGUGGAUUUGAUGUGAGUUCUGCAGUCUAUGGAAGCCAACGGUAUGUACGGUUUUCACCUGACGUGCUUUCUCCUGCUCAGAAUGCAGGUAUGGCAACUCCACUGACAGAAGUCAUAAGUGAGGUGCUAAAAGCAAAGUGGGACCAUGAGAGGACUAAAUUCUCUUUGCCUCCUUUGAUGACUCUUUUAUUAGGAGAGCCAGGAUCAGGAGGAUCAUCCACACCAUCAAUGGUAGGUGCUGUAAAAAAAUGGCAGAAGUCAGACCCUCAAAGCUCACAGGAAACAUGGAGGAAGUUACUGGAAAAAAAUUCUGCUCUUGAAAGGAACCUGAAUGCCUUAUCGAAGUUGUCAGAAAGUGAUUAUACUUCGUAUGAGUAUAUUAUCAACUGCUGCAGCACGCUUCCAUCUGGAAAGUGGAGGGAGACAGUCAGUGGGCUUCACCAAACAGAGGUCGUUAAGGAGUUGUUAGGAGCUCGGGACGCCAUGCUUGGUAUCAGAUAUGAAAUGCGCAAAAUGGGCGAGGCUGCCGGAAUCCCAAUAGAACCAGAAUCUCAAACGCGGCUUCUGGAUGAGACAAUGAGCAGGGAGGGAGUAGUGCUGGCUGGUGUUCCAGGUGCGGGUGGCUUUGAUGCCAUCUUUGCAGUCACAUUAGGAGGAGGCUCUAACACUUCAAGCACAGACAAUCUCAUCAGAGCAUGGAGUUCGCGCAAUGUGCUCACCCUUCUUGUGAGAGAAGACCCUCGUGGUGUUUCCCUGGAGAAGCCUGAUGACCCUCGAAUCCGGGAAGUUACCUCAGGUGUUUCAUCUAUCAAGAUUUGAUUUGAAUUAAUAACGGACAGAUUAAUGAGCAUUUUUCUGCAGUACAGCUGAACUUAAUAAAUGCGUAUUUACCUCUUCAUUUUAGC